Molecule: messenger RNA, 4731 nt
Organism: Stylonychia lemnae
Lineage: Eukaryota; Ciliophora; Spirotrichea; Sporadotrichida; Oxytrichidae
Source: the annotation of a GenBank genome assembly
AUGGCCUAAGUGAUCGAUCCAACAAUGACUACAAUUUUAUUCACCAUAAGCAUGUGCACAAGCACUAGUCUGCUUAAACCAGCUAAAAUCCUUUUAAUUUUGACUCAAGUACAUCUUUAUCAAAAAUGGACAGGUAUAUUGAUUCUAAUAGAAAUGAAAAUUUCUCUCCAUACUUUAACGGCCAGUGAAGAAUUAUUCUGCAAAGAGAUUCCAUAUCAGGCAGUCAAACUAGAAAGAGAAAGCAAAGUGCACAGUAAAGAUCUAGCAGCAAAAUCCUUGAAGAUGGUGUAAUGGGCUCAGAUUUAGAUUAUAAAAGAAAUUCUAUAUACAGGGCAUUAGAUGAAUGUAGCGCGGACUCAGAAGAUAAAAUUAAAAAACAGGAACAGCAGACAUCUAUGCUAAUGCCAAAACGCACAAAAAGCACUUCUGCCAGAAGUUUAAACAGCUCUAGUUUCAAUAAAACCCAAGGAAUAAAAGACUCUUCACCUUGCAUAGAAGUCCAUAUUUUUCCCAAAGCCAGAAGAAAAUUAAAAUGCACCCUCUCUUUCAAAUUUACAAUUUAAAUCAAACGAAAUUUCCCCUUGGCUUGAAGAUGCUAGAGCAUCAACUGCAUAAAUUCAUAUAUAAAAGAGAAGUAUCCAUGUCAACACUGAGGGGAAUUCUCCUUAAAGGUUGACAAACUACCCUGCCAAUCUACUGAGGUUUCAAAUUGAGGAUAGGGAUUUAACAAAUAUUCCUCUUAUCAAGCAAGUUAGCAUGGCUAAACUAGUCUUGAGGAGAUAAAAUGAAUUAGUAAAAAAUAAGUAUAAUUUUGAGGGCCCAGAAGUCAGACCUUAAACGACAGUAAACAAGCCAACGUUUGGUAAAAAAUAUUUAUCAAAUAAUUUUCCCUCUGGAGUUUCAACUAAUAUCCUGAUUUAAAAUACAAAUGCAAACAUGAGUAACUGCAACAUUGAAGUAAUGACUCCUAAACAAUAGAAAUUUCUAGAAAAACAGAAGAUUGAGGCUUAAGAGAACAGCAUUAAGAAUGUCAUCAAAUCAGUUAUCAAUGAGCAUAUCGACUUGAAAAAUCCUAAGACCAAGAAUGUUAGAUUUAUAAUGUAAAAGCAAUACAAUCUCUAAUUUGGAAACCAUAAUAAGUCUUCAAAUAAAGAACUUACUCAUCAGAAUUCAAAAGAGGAGAUUGAAAGAGAAAACAACACUUCGCAGAUUGUAUUGAACAAAUUACCUUAAAGAAAUAGAAUUAGUUUUGUCAAUAGAAGCUAGGAGGGAUCCAUUCAUAGACUCACAUAAAUCUUAUAGUAAAGGAUAAAGCAACCAAGCUCGCAUAAGAAAAGUGAGCCGACCAGAAACAUAUACAGUGUCAUAAAUCUGAGUAAUAUUGCAGAUAAGCAGCAGCAAACAUAAAAAUUGGAAAUAAAGCCAAAUACAACAGCUAAUAACUUUAUGAAACGUCAGACAUAGUAAAUUCCAAAUUUAAACUUGCUGAAUGACACUCAAACUUUGCUGAAUACUACUUAACACAAUCUAUCCCCUAGCCACCAAUUUUAGCUCAGUUCUCUUAUGAAUGCAAGAACUCUACCAUGCAUAGAAAGAAGAAAAUACAAAUUUCAAUUAAUGGGUCUGCCAUAAGAUAAGACAGUAUAGAGAUUACAUCCAAUUCUCAGGAACGAAUACUACCUAUAAUAAACAGUGUUGCCUCAACUAAAACUGCAGAACAGCUUCAAAACAUCAAUAGUGCGCAAUAACUCUCAAGUAGCAAGUAUAGAAUUAGAUUAGGGGAUAUUACUAGGUAUCUUUGAUGAAUUCCAUUUUGAUUGGAUCACUUGGUCUUUAAUGGGACUAUGUUAAUCAAAGAAAUCCAUCACUACAAAAGAUGUCAUUUCUGAUUUUACCAAUAUAAAUACUGGCAUACCAGCUGUUGUUAUUUAAGGGGAUACACCAUUAGGAGUUUCUCGUUUUGAGAAAGUUAAAGUACAUGUACAAUAGCAAGUCGAUCCUAAUGCAGUAAUUGAUGAGGAUAUAGAAAGUGAUGAUGAAGAUGAAGAGGUUGUAGAGGAUGAUGAACAAUUUAAUCAGCAUCUAUAUUUGGGAAAGAAAGAAGCAUCCAACUCAGUUCUUGUUGACUACGAAGAUGAUAAUGAAGAAGAAUACUAUGAGGAAGAAGUGGAAGAGGAAUUUGAAGAGAAUGAUGAGCAGUAGCAAAUAUACUUGCAAAAUAAUUACCCCAAAAAUUAUUAAAAACAACAAAACUAACUUCCAAUGGAUAACGAAACUGCUAUUCGAUAGUUAAUCUAGCAAUUGACUCAGCCAAAUUUCAAUCUGAUUGAAUAAUAGAUACAAAAGCAAACUAAUCAUGACUUAUAUGCAACCUAGACAACAAUUAUUUUAAACCCUGGUUAGUUUAGGAGGCCAAAUGAUCUUUAAAAAGAUUACGAAAAAAUCCCAAAUAGACUACAUGUCCCAGAUUCUAUGGCCAAUGAGCAUAAUCCAAAUAUCACGAUCCCAAGUCAACCUACCACGUCUCUUGGACUAGUAGGGCUAUAUAACCUUGGUAAUACCUGCUUUAUCAAUACUGCAAUAUAAUGUUUAAGUGCUUGCUAACCUCUAGCUGAUUACUUUAUUAGUAAUUUGCAUUAUGAGGAAAUAAAUGAUCAGAAUCCAAUGGGGUAUAAAGGGGAAGUCAGCAGAGCAUAUGGUAAAUUAGUGAAGUUAAUGUGGAGAGAUAACUAGCAUACAAAAAUCUACCCAAUAAGAUUCUGUAAAGUUAUAGAAAAAUGGGCACCUCAUGAGUUUAUCAGCUAUUUACUCGACUGUCUUCAUGAAGAUUUAAAUAGAGCCUAUUAAAAUCCUUAGAUAAACCCCCCUCUGAUUAAUUAACCCUUAAAUGUCUCUUUCGACGGAAAAAAUAGUAGUGUACUGCAACAACAAAAACAAGUAUAAACUCAAGUAAAUAUUAAAAAAGCCCCAAAAAUUCCAGAACCUACUAAUCAAAAUGACAGUAUGGUUAUUGGAUAAAAAUAAAGAUUAGAUGAAGAGGAGGCAAUGGAAAGUUGGAAAACUUAUCUAUAAAAAAACAAAUCCGUCAUUGUAGAUUUAUUUCAAGGAUAGCUCAAAUCUACACUUCAAUGCUUAGUCUGUAAUUUUAAGUCAACAAAGUUUGAUUGCUUGAUGUAUCUAUCUGUUCCAAUAGCUAAUUAAAAGGAUCCAAGCAAGCCAAUAUAGCUGUAGGAUUGCCUAGAGGAUUUCAGUAAGCAAGAGAUAUUGGAUAACUAAAAUAAAUGGUAUUGCGAAUAAUGCAAAAAACAUCAGCCAGCUAGUAAAAAGAUAGAUAUUUGGAAAUUGCCGUCUAUUCUAAUAAUAUGUCUCAAAAGAUUCAAGUUUAUGGGAAGAAAUAAAUACCUUAAGAUCAAUGAUAUGGUUAGUUUUCCUAUGAAUAAUUUAGACUUAUCACCUUAUGUGUCUAGUCCUUAAAGGGAGAAGCCAAUGUAUGAUCUGUUUUCAGUUGCCAACCAUGAGGGUUCGAUGACAUAAGGUCAUUACUAUGCUUAUUCUUGGAAUCAUGCAAGCAGGAAUUGGUACUAUUUUAACGAUUAAGAGAUCAAAUUAAUUAAGAACUUGCAGAAGAUUUAGUCACCAGAGGCCUACAUCCUAUUUUAUUCAAAAACUAGCAUCGAAAACUUUUUAAGAUAGACUUUAAGAAUCCCUGACUAUUGGCCACAUGUAGUGGCAGUUGCAGCCAAAACAUUAAGUUCUGUUCGAGGUACUGAUAAGAAAUCUAAAAUGUAGAGACAUAAAAUCAAGCAGUAAAUUCAAAGUCUUAAAAGUUCAUUAUCAUCAUUUGCUCAGAGCGGGGGCUUUAUGACAUCUAAAUAAUAAAAUGAUCUAAUGAUUCACUUCUAGUCUCAAAGUUUCUUAAGUUUCAAUAAAUCAACUGCUCAAAACACAUAGGCUAAGGAUGUGCGCAAAAGAAUUAAAAAGGUAAAGAAGAGAUAGAAUAAUGGCUAGUAUAGUAAUAAUACUCUACAAAAUAGCAUGGAGCCCGGGUAAAAUUUGUUUUUAAAUACCUCUUUACCAUCAAUGAGACAUGCUCCCUCAUCCUCUACCCAUUUAAAUAUUAAUACAAUCAACAUUAAUGGGGACAUCUAUAAUUAGGUAAAUAACUACUAUACUACAGCAAAUAGUGGAGUAUAUCCUGAUGUUGUUAAUUAAAGUCCGAGAAAAAAGAAAAAAAUAGUUAAAAUUAAGAAAAGAAAUAAUGUUGCCAACAACAUGGACAACAUAUUGAAUUCUGACACUAUAAACAUUUAAGACUAAUCUGAUUUAUAAAUUGGUAAAUUACGAAAUCUUAAUAAAAACUCUGAAUUUGAAAACAAUAAAAACACCAACAUCAAUGAUUUGGAUUAACUUGCUAAAGAACUUGGUGUUACUUCAACUGACUAGAAAAAGGAAGAUCCUUACCAGCUAGGAGUUAAUAAUAUAUAUUAAUCUCCGAUAAAGGCGGACUAAACAAUACAUCUUGAUAAUGAGAGCGUGCUUGAUACAUUUGGCUCUCUAAAUCAAACUGCGAAUUUCGGCUCUGGCAAAAGAGCAGUGUCGAAAAUUACAGAUAGCUUACCAAAAUAAAAAACUGAAUCCCAAGAUUAAUAGAAUGAUUCUUCAAAGCGUUUCAUAAGUAAUAAGCUAGCAAAUAAAGAACAGGAAAAAAUGAUUGGAACGUUUGGAAGAUGA